UUGCCCUUGGCGAAGGCAAAUAGUUCUGCUCUCCUCUCGCACAGAUGACCUAAACGCCAUUUUUGGCAGGCGUUGCCGGAUCUCCGGUGGCAGUGCAAUUGCAACGCAGUGGCAGCACCAAGCGUUUGCUUAAGAGAAAUUUCUGAGCGUUUUCGGGGGAAAAUACGUUUUAAACGCUUCGCCGAAAGGGUGUGCGCUGCUAAACAUUAAAACACAGAUAGUGCAGUAAUUGAUAAAGGAGAAAAGCCGAAAAGUGAGUGUGUGCGGAUGAGAGCUCGCGAGCUGCUAAUUAAAUUAUAAAACAUACAGAAGCGUUAAAGACGGUCCAAACCAAGCCCACAAUCCCCGCUCGUUGGCCUAUUUUGCUAAAAAAGAGAAGGAACCCCGAAGAGAGAGUGUAAAGAACGGCUAAAAGCUUUCACCAAAUCUAGUUUUCCUGCUUGGACUCUCGCCCAGGAGCUCACUAUGUAGACUCAACCCCGAUCGCCAUCAUCAUCGUCAUCAGCAGCAGCAGGGGAAAUCUAAGCGAGAGCCAAAAUGUCUUUUAUAACCAACCUGAAAAAGGUCUUCCACCUCGGCGGAGGUGAGGCCAAAAAGAAGCGCCUUUACAACAACAUUAAGAUGGAUACGGACCCAGAGGAGUUCUGGGAAAUGGUUGGGGAACUUGGUGACGGAGCCUUCGGCAAGGUUUAUAAGGCCCAACACAAGGAGCAGAAGCGUUUUGCAGCUGCUAAAAUGUGCCAGCUGGAGGACGAGGAGAACCUCAGCGACCACAUGGUCGAGAUCGAUAUCCUAUCGGAGAUUAAGCACCCCAAUGUGGUAGAACUGUAUGAGGCCUUCUCCAUCGAUGAUAAGCUAUGGAUGCUCAUCGAGUACUGCGAUGGCGGAGCCUUGGACAGCAUCAUGGUGGAGUUGGAAAAGCCCCUGACUGAGCCGCAAAUUGCUUACGUUUGCAAGCACAUGACCGAGGGCCUAACCUUCCUGCACCGCAACAAAGUCAUUCACCGCGAUUUAAAGGCAGGAAAUGUACUGCUUACCAUGGAAGGAGGGGUUAAAUUGGCGGACUUCGGCGUCUCGGCCAAGAACAAACACACGAUGCAGAAGCACGACACCUUCAUUGGCACUCCCUACUGGAUGGCUCCGGAGCUGGUGCUCUGCGAAACGUUCCGGGACAACCCGUACGAUCACAAAGUGGACAUCUGGUCACUGGGCAUCACGCUCAUUGAGCUUGCCCAGAUGGAGCCGCCGAACAGCGAGAUGUCUCCCAUGCGAGUGCUACUCAAAAUCCAAAAGAGUGAGCCGCCCAAGUUGGAGCAGCCUUCCCGAUGGAGCAAGGAGUUCAAUGACUUUCUCAAGAAGUCUUUAGUCAAGGAUCCACAAGUGAGGCCCACGACGGAAGUGCUGAUGCAGCACGGCUUCAUCAACAGGAAUCUGGAUGCCAAGCCCAUCAAGGAUCUGCUGCUCGAGUACAAGGCUGAAGUCGUGGAGGAGGUGGUGGAUGACGAGACCGAGGAACCCCGCAACUCGGCGCUCCAGCUAGACCUGGACGAUGACUCUGCUUCGCUGCAGAGCCAAGAUAUUGACAAACUUCCAGGUACACCUACAUCCAUUUUGCGGGAUGCCAAAGAGCAGUCCCAACCAAGUAGCAGUUUACCAAUCGCAGCAGCGGCCACUGCAGCAGCAGCAACGGCUACAACCACAACAAAAGCAACCACUCCGGACAGACCAAACCACACAAAGGAUGACAAUGCUGAAGCGGCAGCCCAGCAGCCACCGCAUACCAAAGUGCCUGCUCCAGCGCCGCCGUCGUCCCAACAAACGCCACCACCGCAAGUCCAGCAGUCCACACCACCAGUCCAAGCCCCAGCGGCCGUGCUGCAAAAGAAACCAGAAGAAUUGGCAGCUGUAACUGAAGUAGCUGAAAAAACCGAAUCCGACAAGAAGCACUUUGUCAAAAAGGAAAAGGGCAAGGCGCCGCCCCCACCGUCUCCAUUGGGCCUUGCAAACGUCAAGCCAGCUGCUGCCACCGAUCCCCAGACAUCUCCCAAAAAGUUGGCCACGCCGGAGCCCGCCUCUCCAAUUACAACGGCCAUUGAGGUGGCCAUCGGCCAGGAAGCGGUGGAGCCAAAACCGCAACCGCCCUCGCCCACGGCCUCUUCCAUUGUGUCGGUCCACUCGGUGGCCUCUUCCAGCUCCUCGGGUAGUGCCUCAAACGCUGUUCUCAGCUCGAGUACUUCGCUGAUCACCAUCAACAGCGAUCCACCAACUCCGCAGCACCAACUGCCGUUGCCAACGCAACCGCAGCACUUGGUUCUUCCCAACAGUUUGGAGUCGGUGAGCCAGAUCACCGUGGUGACCAGCACCCAUCCGCCGGUGAUUAUUGACAACUCUGUGAUGCCGGCGCAGAACGAGGUGAUCAUCGUGUCGAACGACCUCAACAAGAGUACUCAUCUGCACGAGUCCUCGACGGACGACGACUUCCCCUCCUUGGACGACAGCUUGGGCGAUGCUAGCACUCCGCCUCACAAGCAGUCCUCAAUGAUAUUGGCCGUAAAUGAGCCAGCGGGAGCGGUUCCAGCUCCUCCGCCGCAGCCGCAAAACUCCGCCGUCCACGCCCGCAAGCUGGACGAGAGCGAGGUGCUGAUCGUAAGUCCCUCGUACGCGGACGACGACUCCGCCUACAACACGGCAUCCGGCAGCCACAGUCACGAGCACAGCGACCACCUGAUGGACACGAGUCAUGUAUCCGUGGUCACCGUGGGCGACGAGGGCGUUAAGGUGAAGGACAGCAGCAACGAGCUUGGCAAGCGACAGCCCAACGGACUGGGACUUGUGCCAGAGGACGUGAACAUCGUCGUGAACCGAUUCAAGCACGAUAAGCGCUCGCCGGACAGCUCGCUGAGCGAGAACGGCUCGGUGCGUGGACGUCGGGGCAUCGAGGUGCUGGUAAGCGGAGGAUCCGACGUGGACAGCAUUGGCACCAACACUAGUCAAGACAGCCGGCACGAGGUGGACCACAAUAACAAACAGCCUUUGCAACCACCAUCGGCCGUGCUGAUGCCCCCGCCACCUCCCUCGGUGACCAACAACCACAACCACGAGACCAUAGACGAGGAGGAGGAGGUGGUGAUCCGACCCAAGGCGAGGGUUCCGCCAGUAGUCAAGACCGUGAAUGCCCAGGGCCUCACUAAAGAGGAGAUUGAGCUGCGCAACCUGCGCAAAAAGACACGCAAGCGUACCCGGAAAUUUGAGAUCGAUGGCGUGCAGAUGACCACCACCACGAGUCGGGUGAUCUACGGCGACGACGAAAACGAACGAAUCUACGACGACCAUGACUUCCGUAAGCAGGAGCUGCGCGAACUGAAAAUGCUGCAGAAGCAGGAGAGGAAACAGCAGACGGAGCUGUACGUGAAGGAGCAGCAGGCCAAGGAGCAGCAGGACCGUCGCUUUGAGCAGGAGCGGUCCUCGCUGGAAAAGACCUACGAGGCGGACAUGGACAUGCUGGCGCGGCAGCACAAGCAGCUGGUCGAAAAGACGGAGCAGACGCAGGAGAACGAGCUGCGCUCCUCGUCCAAGCGAAUUCGCUCAGAACAGGAGCAGGAACUGAAGAUUUUCCGCGAAAACCUCAAACAGGAGAUUCGCCUGCUCAAGCAGGAGGUGGACCUGUUCCCCAAGGACAAGCGCAAGGACGAGUUUAAGCAGCGCCGAUCGGCCAUGGAACUGGACCACGAGGAGAAGGAGCGCGCCUUCCUUGACUCCCUUAAGGAGAGGCACGAGCUGCUGUUAAGGCGACUUAGCGAGAAGCAUCGAGACCACCUGGCCACCAUCAAUCGAAACUUCCUGCAGCAGAAGCAGAAUGCGAUGAGAACGCGGGAGGCCCUGCUUUGGGAACUCGAGGAGAAACAGCUCCACGAACGCCACCAGCUUUCCAAGCGGCAUGUGAAGGAACUCUGUUUCAUGCAGCGCCACCAGAUGAUCAUUCGGCACGAGAAGGAACUGGACCAGGUAAAGCGCAUGCUGCAGCGCAAGGAGGAGGACAUGGUUAAGAAGCAAACGAUGGAAAAGCGAGCACUUCCCAAGCGAAUUCGGGCAGAGCGCAAGGCACGAGACCUCAUGUUCCGUGAAUCCCUACGUAUUUCCACAAACCUCGAUCCGGAGAUCGAACGCGAUCGAUUGAAGAAGUUCCAGGAGCAGGAGAAGAAGCGCUACAUGCAGGAAGAGCGAAGGUUCGAGGUGAAGCAUCAAAAGCAAUUGGAAGAGCUACGCGCCACACGUGAAAGCGCCAUAAAAGAGCUUGAGCAACUUCAGAACGAAAAGCGAAGGGCUCUGGUGGAGCACGAGCACUCUAAGCUGUUGGAGAUCGAUGAGCGACUCAAGGGGGAACUGCGCGAGUGGCGUGAACAACUAGUGCCCCGCAAACAGGAACUGAACAAAAAGAUCAAGGUGGCCAUCGACGAGCACGAGAAGCGUUUUGGCCUGGUGGUCAAUCGGGAGGAGUUCGAGGAUCAGGAAGUGGAGUUGCCCGUGCGCUUGCGCAACAUUUACAACGAGCGAUCGUCGCGUCUGCUGCCGCGCAACACCUUCAUCGAUCCCCAGCUCAUGCCGCGCUCCCGGUCCUCGCUUCUGAUGAUGGGCGGCGGCGGCAGUCGGAUGUCCAACUUCCGUGGAUCGGCUCCUGAUCUUAGCCGCAGUGUGCCCAGCACACCGAUCCUCCAUAAGCAGCAGCGAUCGCAGAUGAUCAGUGAUCUUGUGCUGGAGGAGGAUGAGGAGCAGAUGCUAAGCGAGCAGAUGAAGCGGGCCAGCGUGACCACGCUGCCUGCGCAGAACCAGCUGCGCCUCAUCACACAGCUCCCGGCCAACGAGCUGGUCAAGGUGGUGACCACAACUCCGCCGCUAAACAGCGCGGAGGAUGCGAGCGCCAAGCCGGCCAUGAGCACCUUCCGUGGCAGCACGUCGCCCAAGACACCAGACGACCUGGGCCUCGUGACCAACCGGUUCAGCCGCUUGGACUCCAAGGCGGCGGCGGAGGCUAGUGGCGUGGAGCUGCGUAUUCACGAGGGACCCGUGCUGACUGCCCACACGCAGCGCCUGCUGCACACCACCUCUUUUGCCAUCAAGCGACCCUCACUGGCUAGUCGCAGCAGCGGCAGAUCCUCGCUGAGCAGUGCCCAAUCGAUGUACAACAUAAACGAGCUGAGCACGCGAUUCACAAGCGAUGCGGACUUGAUCUUUGACUCGGGACGAAAGGCAGCCGCUCUGCUGGACGAAGUGCAGCCGGGGCUGAGGUCCUCCGUUAAGCCGGGACACAGUCGCACCAACGGAAGCGUUGCUUCGGCGGACUCGGCCGCCACCUCCGAUGACUUCUACUACGAUCUGUACGCGGCAAAGUACAGAUUGCCACGAGUCAACCAGCGGCAGCACAGCUGCGAGGAGGACUCAUCGGCCAUCUAGAAGAAGGCGAAGGAUGACCGCGAUCAGCACUUGCCACGUUCCAGCAGCCAGUUUCCUGCAUGCACCGCAGUUACUAAACACUAACCAGUCAAUCAAUCCUAUACUCACACCUACUGAUACCAAACUAACCAGCUUUUCAUCCCUCGCUUGGUGCUGGCUAACUACACAUCCCUCGUAGUUUCCUUUCUUCUUCUUACCCAAAACCCUUCAUUGCGCUAACCGAAUUUGUAAAGCUCUUCUCGCCUACUACCGCUCUGCAUCGGAAAUCGCCAUACAUUCUGUCUUGCCAAAAGUUGAUAUGUUUGUUGAAAUUGCUAUUUUAUUGAACGAAAAGUGGAUUACUUGUUUGCAUAUUUUUAUUGUUAAAGUAUUUUCUUGACUUGGACCAGCCCUCCGCCUCCAAAUGCAUUCCAAUUAAGCAGUAUUAUCGAAGUACUUAGUAAACGAAAGUGAAUAAUAAAGAAUACAAUCGACAUUCCACUUAGCAACAUGCCAAGCAUUUGUGUAGCCAUAUCUUACUGUAAACAUUCUUAUAGCUAUAAACAUACAUAUAAAUAUUAUCAUAUUGCAAUUUCAUGAUGCUUCACUGUACACACCUACUUAAAAAUAAACACCCACAUGCAAACAACAA
Messenger RNA from Drosophila ficusphila, 6082 nucleotides. RefSeq names its product serine/threonine-protein kinase 10 (gene Slik). The record is from RefSeq and is a predicted model, not a curated record. The transcript has 12 exons. Lineage: Eukaryota; Metazoa; Arthropoda; Insecta; Diptera; Drosophilidae. Bases 538 to 5451 code for a protein of 1637 amino acids. Gene Ontology annotation, biological process: protein phosphorylation. Gene Ontology annotation, molecular function: protein serine/threonine kinase activity; ATP binding.